Eptesicus fuscus (big brown bat) is the source of this 853-nucleotide messenger RNA. It is a transcript of the gene ISG20, whose product is annotated as interferon stimulated exonuclease gene 20. Gene Ontology annotation, biological process: defense response to virus; DNA catabolic process; RNA catabolic process. The record is from RefSeq and is a predicted model, not a curated record. The coding region runs from base 215 to 730 and encodes 171 amino acids. Gene Ontology annotation, cellular component: nucleus. The transcript is spliced from 4 exons. NCBI's taxonomy places the organism in Eukaryota, Metazoa, Chordata, Mammalia, Chiroptera, Vespertilionidae. Gene Ontology annotation, molecular function: nucleic acid binding; exonuclease activity.
CCCGUGGGGCAGAGGCAGGGCAGCGGGGCAUGGAGCCUGCCCUCUCCGCUGGCCCUGACUCAGGCGCCCGCCGAGCUUCCCCGUCUUCCGGCAGGAGAUGGGGCCACCUAGCCACGUGCUCGCGCGAAAAUGAACCUGAAACUGAAGCCGCUGACAGCCGGGUCAGGAUUCCCCGCUUUGAAGUCAAGAGCGCAGCGGAGCGUCCCGGCCAAGCAUGGCGAGCAGCAUGGAGGCGGUGGCCAUGGACUGCGAGAUGGUGGGGCUGGGGCCCAACAACGAGAGCGGCCUGGCUCGGUGCAGCCUCGUGGACAUCAAGGGCGCCGUGGUCUACGACAAGUUCAUCCGGCCCGAGGGGGAGAUCACCAACUACAGAACCGCGGUCAGCGGGGUCACGGCCCGGCACAUGGAGAAGGCCACGCCCUUCGCCGUGGCCAGGCUGGAGAUCCUGCAGCUCCUGAAAGGCAAGCUGGUGGUGGGUCACGACCUGAAGCACGACUUCAAUGCUCUGAAAGAGGACAUGAGCAAGUACGCCAUCUACGACACGGCCACCGACCGGCGGCUGUGGCGCGAAGCCGACCUGCACCGCUGCAGGCGUGUCUCCCUCCGGGUGCUCAGCGAGCGCCUCCUGGGGAGGAGCAUCCAGGACAGCCUGUUGGGCCACAGCUCGGUGGAAGACGCCAGGGCCACCAUGGAGCUCUAUCAGAUCUCCCGGAGAAUCCGUGCCCGCUGAGGGCCGCCCGCCCGGCGGUGCCCGCUGGACUCGGCCCCGCCGCCAGGGGCCACAGGUCCCUUCAGGACAGCAGCCGCUUUGCUUCUGGAAAACGCAUCCUUCGCAGUAAAAAAAUGCCUCUAU